This is a messenger RNA of Ostrea edulis (European flat oyster), 6583 nucleotides long. Its product is annotated as myosin heavy chain, striated muscle-like. NCBI's taxonomy places the organism in Eukaryota, Metazoa, Mollusca, Bivalvia, Ostreida, Ostreidae. The record is from RefSeq and is a predicted model, not a curated record. Bases 152 to 4549 code for a protein of 1465 amino acids. The transcript has 42 exons.
ACCAUAUGGUUGAUCCCACAGUCAAUAUGGCGGCCUUGUGUAUUGACGAAAAAAUCAAUUGUUUCUGAAUGAAUGUGUUUACUCGAUCGAAGGACGAUUAUGGCGACAGGUUUUUUGUUUUAAUUCGUUAGACAUUUGACGGCCCUCCAGGAUGUCGAUGAACUAUGUGGGCAGUGUUUCCAUCUUGGAUCGGGGCGAUGAACCUGCCCAGGCCAUCAUCGAUAAGAACAAGCGGUCCCUGGCCCAACGCAUUGCUGACGAAACUAAAGAUGAGUUGGAUAAGGUCAUGCAUCGGGUGGAAGAUAUCUAUAUCUCCUACGAACAGAGCACUCAGGACAUGUUCCUGACACACGGCGCCAACGUGGAAUAUAUAGAAGACAUUAAAGAGCUAGAGGAAAUUCUGACAGAUGAACUCAAGAAGAAAAAGUACGAGCAGAAAGUGACGGUGUUCAUUGUGGGGUUUGAGAACAUGUCCAAUCAGAGACUGCGACUCAUCCAACAAGUAAACGAGUUUUUUAUGGAUGCCACCAGACCCCCGGAAGAGGAACCACUAUAUGCCCCGUCCCCAGACAUCAAUAUUGAGGAGAUCGGUCAGUCUAUAGAGGACACGCUGGACUCGGCUGACCGUCUCACAGACAGGCUCGGAGAACUCAAUGCACAGAUGGUGGAAUGGCUGACAAAUUUUGCUAUCAACAAGGCCUCUUCCAAGAAAAGCAAAAUUGCAGAGGAGGGAAAGAAGAAGAUGGAGAAGGCGCUGGACAAAGCUAAGGACGAUCUCUCCGGACUGAGCGAGAAGUUACUGAAACUUCAGUCAGAAAUGGAGGUGAAGGAGGAGAAAGUUCAACAGCUGUUAAAACAAUUAGAAAUUAAAACAAACGACACUCAGAAAUUCAGGACGGCUGCAGAGGCUGCUAAGAAAAGCAUUCAAGACUUGGAGGACGCCAACACGAGGCACGCGGAGGCCAUUAAAAAGAAAGAUGAACAGAUCAGAGAGCUCAACAGCAAACUGUCCAUGCUUCAGCUCGAGGUGGGACAGUCCGAUUAUCUGACAAAAAAGAGCUCCGAAAGAAAUCAGGAGAAAAGUCAUGAACUGCAGCCUGAAGAAAUGCAGAAAAAGCUCGCUGACCUUCAGGAACUAGUAGACAACAAUAAAGCCAGCUUCCUUGAAGCACAAAGAGAUUGGCAGAAGUUACAUGACCAGCAAGUCGUUGCCCUGAGUACUGUGCACAAAGAAGAGAUGGCUGAAAUGAAGGCGGCUUUUGAAGAAGAGAUAAAGAAAUCUAAGGAACAAGUCAGUGAAGUGGAACAGCAGGUAUUUGAGGCGGAAAAAGCGGCCGCCGUCGCCGCGGACCAGGCCGAUAAACUGCGACAAAAUCUGAUCGAGCUCCAACUCCGAGGUAACUCUGCAGAAUCCAAAGUAUUCACAGAGCCGGACAGUCAGGGAGACGAUGCUUCACAACAGGCCAAAACCAGGGAGAGCCGACCCAGCACGAAGUCUAGCAAGCAGUCCGUCUCCGUGACCCAGAAACAGAAAUCAGCUGCCAAACCCCCACCCACCAUCACCAAGUCUCCUGUUAAGGUCAAAGAGACUGCAGAAUCCUCUAUUCAGGAUGAAGGGGGAGAUCACUCCUCCGCUCACGUGGAAACGCGACAGUCCAAGCGGAACAAGUCCACGCUGGAUCCCGUCCCGGAAACGGACAUCAAGGCUCAAUUUGAGGACAAGUUCGAGCUGGCGGAUGAGAAGUCUUGGUCUUCAGUACCUAAGGAUCAGGUUCCGGGGAGAUUUGCUCAGUACAGACAGUUGAGCCAUCAGAGGAUAUCCGAGUUAGAGGAACAGUUGGCCUUGACCUUGGCCAAAACUCAGAGAAAAGUCAACACCCUCAAAUCUCAGUUCCAGGACCACAAAUCUAAAUGGGAGGCAGAGAGAAAUGUUCUAAUCGAGCAAGUGGAACAAGCACAGAAACUCCAGAAUGAGGCUGAGAAAGAGGCUGACGACGCCAUGACACAGCUCGAGGAGUUCAUCAACGAACAGGAGAAACUGGAGGAAGAGGAGGAGGGUAAACGAACAGACAUCACCCGCCGAAUCAGCCAGCCAAUCCCCAAGGUCGUGACCCCGCCUCCAAAACAGGUGUCCCCACCCCCUCAGGUGGUUACCGAGGGAACAGACCAGGAGCUGUCCAAUCUCAUGCAGCAAACAGAUGAUGCCAAGGCGGAGGCGAGGAUAACGUCGGGAGCCAUGUCAGCUCCACCCGCUGUGGAACCGGAGGAAACACCCCCCAGGAUGGAGGAAAUUAGAAAGAUUGACAGAGAGACCUCAAUGUCGGACAUUUAUAAAAUCACAAUCGAUGGACAGACCCAGACUGAUCCAGAGUUGAGUACAGAAUUCACGGAAGAUGACAUGCGUUUAAACUCUUCUCACAGUCGUGCUUCACUGAGGAACCAAUUCCGAAAUCGUUUGGAGGAGUCGCGUCAUGCGGCAGAGGAACGUCGAUCUAAAUCUCCUGCGAUCUCCGUUCCUUCCCAGAGAUCCAUCGAUGACCAGCUCGUGGAAGACGAUGACUUCCCUAUUCCUGAUGAAAUCAAAGAGGAGAUAGAAAUGGAAGACAGGGGAACCUCCCCUCCCCCUGAUGCCCACCGCCAGAGCACCGCGAUGUCCAGAAAGUUAUCCGAACAUCCCGUGGUGGGGGAGUACCUGAAAGCUUACGAAGGAGUGGUCAGCUUCAAGGACAAUCUCUCCAGGAUUAUGCAGGACAGAGAAUUCCUGCAGGCUAGUGAGCUGCUACAGGAGCUAGACUUUGUUAAGUUUGACAUGGAAUCCAAAGUGCAGCCACAGCUAGAGAACAUGACCAAAAACAUAUACUACACUCUGGAGGAGAUAAUGAGCGUACUCAGUAGUAUGCUGUACGUCGAGCGUGAGCCCCUCGUAUCCUCGCUCAAUGGCAUGUUGGUCUCCAGGGAUCAAACUCGCAACACGCUCCAAAACCGGGAACGAUCGGCAGACUCCGGCCGUGGACAGACGGCCACCAGGGGGAGCAACCAGUCAUUCUCUACACACUUCCCGCAGAGCGCUUCAUCUCAGAAAGAGGCUUACAAGGAGCUUCAGCAGAAUUAUGAGAAAUUACAACUUCAGUUAAAUGAGGAAUCCAAGAAACAUGAGGAACAAAUGAGACACAACACUGUGGUGAUGAUGGAAAUGCAGGACACGAUCAACGAUCUACAACGAGAGUUAAACGCCCUUGGUAGAGCGUCUGGACGAGACCGGCCGCCAUCCGAAGGAGUCCAACAGCCACCACCAGAGUCAGCCAUCAUGUUCACUAGACUGGACUCAGAGAGGAACGCCAAGAUCAUGAAACGGGCAGUCAACGAUGAAAGACUGGACACCAACAAAUACAAGGACGCUGUGACCACGAUGGACGAGUACGUAAGCCUUCCGGCCAAGAGACUCGGACACCUGGUCAGGAAGUAUGUCCAUCACAGCAGAAUGAAGGAUAUUGAAGAAAAUGUCAAGAAGAGUAAGAGUUUGGAUGAAAAUGUUUUCGAGAUUUUGGACAAAAUGGAAGCUCUGCAAAAUCAGAGAGCCAAGCGGUGGGCAGACAAGAUGGAUGAUAUGGGCUCGGAGCGAAUGCGCCUGGCCAACCUUCUGAUGGAGACGCUGGACUCGAUAGAACAAGAGUCCGGAAUAUUCCUCAUCAAACCCAUGUACUCCUACAGGGGGAGCCCACUGGAUGUUGAUUACACCAGGUUACUGGAAAAUUCCCUGGGAGCGAUUCACCUGGACAGGGAGAUUAAGGAACGGUAUGCAGGAAAACUGAGCCGGCCCACCCGUCCACACAGAGUCAUCUCCCCUUCACGAGAGAUCAGCGCCUUUGCCCCAGCCCCCACUCCUGCCUCCAAUGUCCGGGGCAUCAGUCGACACAUGCAGCAGUUUUCAGACACGCCUCAACAGCCGCUGUUUCGGCGGGAGAUUCCACGUCCCCUGGAGGGAGACGAGACGGGGCUGAUGGGGUCGGCUGCCCUUGGCUUCAACACCACAGCACAACGACAAACCUGGAACAUGAGCACGUCUCUGGUUAGAGGUGACUCUACCGAUGGUGUGAACUCUUUGAACACUCCCCGUAUCCUAGAGCUGGAUAUAAACAGGAUGCUGAUUGGUCAGAAUACAGUCAGCUCAAAGUAUGGUUCCCCUGGUUUGACAGACGACAGAUUGAUCAACGCAUCACAGAACAAUCUUAGAUCUUAUGUCACAGUCAACAGGCCAAUGGUCAACUCUACAAGACCACGGUCAUUUACUGGUACAAAAGAUGUGCCAACCACCACCCCCGUGUCUCGCUCAGUCACCUCCAACAGUGCGGGAAACAAACGAGUUCGACUCAGCGAGUCCGAGAUGUCCACUCGACACUCCAUCCCCAGCACGCCGCCUCUACCUCCGAUCUUGGGCCAGGACAUCACUGAGAUCAAAGAACCCCCAAGGAGUCCCCCAGGGUCAUCACUUCGAGGAUCGCCCACCCCUCAACCCCAUGUAACCGAGGUCAUCUCACCACUCAAAUAGACCACUAAUUAGCAUAGUCAUGAAUAAACAUAAGGCUAAAUGUACAUGAAUAUUAAAUAUGAGACUGUAUUUUUCUAUAAAAGAAUUGAACAAUUUUAUUGCCACUAGAUAGUGUCUUGAAUUACUAGGCUUGAUUGAAUUAAUUUUGUCAGUGUUAAGAGUUUUAUGCAUUCUUAGGGAUGGAUGCUGUUUCGUAUCGAAGAAUUUGAUUAUUUUGUGUUUGUGUCAACUUAACAAACACCUCAAUCCUCAAUGAAGCAACUUUUAACAUCAUGAUUAGAUAAGUGAUCAUUGAAGAACAUUUUGAUUUGAUCACGUGACAAUGAAGACAUUGAUUUGAUCAUGUGACAAUGAAGAUGUUGAUUUGAUCACGUGACAAUGAAGACGUUGAUUUGAUCACGUGACAAUGAAGACGUUGAUUUGAUCACGUGACAAUGAAGACGUUGAUUUGAUGAUAUAUGAUAUUGAACUUUGGGUUAGUGGGUUCUGAAAUUGUAGCGUUUGGCAUCAGAAAUCAGCUGUUAAGGUUUGUGUGUUUGUUUUUUGUAGCUUCUAUUUGUGAAGUACAAAUUGCUUUCAGUAUGAUAUACUGACAUUUCAGAAGUUUAGAGAAAAUAUAUGUGUGCAUUUUAAUGAAUAGGACAGGUCUUAUAUUUUGUUAUGUAAUUCCUCUGCUUUUGUUGUUUCAUAUUAUGGACAUUUCGGGUAAAAACAGUAACACCCCCCCCCCCCUCCAAGAAAAAAUAAAUAAGUAAAUAGAUGUAUUAAUUUCAAACAGAUUUUGAUAAUACUUCAGUGUUGCAAGAGGUUUUAAGGAUUUGUUGAGGGAAAAAAAUUCUUCUUUUUUUUUUUUUGGUUCAAUAUUUGUUACAUUUUGAUCACCCUUUGUGUUAAUUUGUUGUAAUAAUUUAUCUGCUUGUACAUGUGACAUGUCUACAUUGCAAAAGUUUAUUUGGUUUUUGAUAAGUUUAUAUUAUCUGGUUAAUAUGUUUAUAUUACUAAUGUUUAUUUGGUUAAUAAGUUUAUAUUUACCUGGUUAAUAUGUUUAUAUUGAAUGCUGAGUCUGUGAUACAUGUAAUACACCUAGUUCACCGUUUAAAGAUUAUUUUUUUUAUUCACCAACCACUGGCUGCCAAGCAUUUUGAUUUACAAUGAUAUAUUGUUAGUAACAAAUUCUGAAUUUUCUCUGUAUUUUUGGAGGAAGUUGUGGUAAAUUAAAUCUUUUUUUUUAAAAAAAGAAGCAGUUUUUGGCUGGGGAAAUGAUGAUAGAGGCUUAAUAUUCAUGUAACAGAGGGGAGCUAAUACACUGUAGCUUACGUCACGGGCCCCUCCUCCAAAUGAAAAUAUGGAAUCUCUUUUCAUAAAAUUUUUAAAAUUCAACUUUCCCAAAUUUGAAUCUCUCCUCUAAUAGAAUUUUCAUUAAAUUCCGAAAAUGUUUUUGUUGACUUUAGAAAUGUUUAACUCUUGAAUUCCCAAUGUUUUGAGUCACCUACUUCACAGACAGACAGACAGACUUCGGCCCGUAGUAGGAGGUAGAAGUAGUACUGUGAAGACUUGAACCCCAGGGAGAGGUGCUGAGUGUGGGAGAGUACUUUCUAUCAGUACGCUGUGCUGUAGGUACUGUCUGCACUGUCGCUCUCGCGUGGCUCUGAUUUAUUGGGUACUUGUAUUAGAUAUAAAAGUCUGAUUUAUUGAUACGAACCUCUGAUUUAUUGAUACGAAACUCUGUAAUAUGUUUGGUAAAUGUAUUGAUGUGAAACUCUAUUGGGUAAAUGACUCUGUGAGAACUGUUGGUAUUUUACAGCCUUGGUAUGUGUACUGAUAUAAAACUCUGUGAGAACUGUUGGUAUUUUACAGCCUUGGUAUGGGUACUGAUUUAAAACUCUGUGAGAACUGUUGGUAUUUUACAGCCUGGUACAUGUACUGAUAUAAAACUCUGUGUUGGUAUUUUACAGCCUUGCCAUCUAUAACUGUUAAUCUCUGUGAUACAUGCUUGUGUUAUAUUAAAUAAAGGCUAACGUUGAUGUAUAGUUA